AUGGCUUUGGAUUUUAUUCCCCCUAACUCUAAAGAUUCUGUAAUUUUUGAAGAAGAGGAAUGGAAAGAAGGAGAAUCCAUAUGGAAAUUAUCUCUCAUUGGUCAGGUAUUAGGGAUUAAUGCCAAAUUUAAGGAUAUGGAAAAUUUCAUCAAGAAAGCUUGGUCUCCCCUGGCUAAUCCAGAAAUUCUUCUUCUUAAGUCAGGACUUUUCCUGUUCAGAUUUAAUUCCAAGGAAGAAAUGAAUGAUAUUAUGGAAAAUGGCCCUUGGUUCUUUGGAUCAAGACCAAUUCUCCUUAAAUACUGGACAAUCGAAGAAGAAAUAGAAAAGAGUUUUGAAAAUAACUAUCCCAUAUGGAUUCAGCUGCCAGGAUUAAGGUUGAACUUGUGGAAUGCUAAGUGUUUGAGCAAAAUAGCAAGUGUAAUCGGUAAACCAAUAGCCACAGAUAAGCUCACUGCCAAUAGACAGAGGCUAUCAUAUGCUAGGGUGCUUGUGGAAGUGAAAAUGCCUUCAACAUUGCCAGAUCAUAUUUCGAUACAAGGGCCGAAUGGCAAGAUGAUUAAUCAAAGAGUGCAUUAUGAAUGGAAGCCUAAAUGGUGUGAUUAUUGUAAACAAUUGGGACAUGAUGCUAAGUCUUGUAGAAAACAGGUCAGAACUCAGAAAUGGGUUCCAAAAAAUCCUGGAACAAAGGAAAAUGUUCAGGGGGACCUAAAUACUUUGGCAAAUGCAGGCUCUAAAAAUCCUGUGAAUACUGUUUUCAUGAAGUCUGUUCAUGAUAAGGACCAUAUCUCUAAGGGGUCAAACCAAUCUGAGUUGAAGCAAUCUGAAAAGAUUCCUGUGAAUACUCAAAAUGUGCCCAAUGUGCACAUAGCUGGGAAAUGUUCUGAAUAUAUUGAUAAUCAAAUGCAAGAAGGUCAAAUAGAGAUAGAAGGAUUAUCUUUAUUCUCAAUUGAAGGAAAUCCUGUUCAUGUUGUGCAUAGUUCACAGACUAAAAAACAUGUGCAUGUUGUGCAUGUUUCAGGAGCUAACACUGAAAAAAGAGAAGAAGUACAUCCUGAGGUUUCAUGGACACAAAUACAAAAGGGAAGGAAUAAUAGCAGUCUCAUCUCUAGUAACUCUUUCUCUUCUUUGGCAGCAAAAAUAAGUGAUUUGGAUCCCUCCACAUUGGACAGAGGGAGUAAAGCUAGAUUGAAAUGA
Asparagus officinalis (garden asparagus) is the source of this 1194-nucleotide messenger RNA. RefSeq lists its product as uncharacterized. NCBI's taxonomy places the organism in Eukaryota, Viridiplantae, Streptophyta, Magnoliopsida, Asparagales, Asparagaceae. Gene Ontology annotation, molecular function: zinc ion binding; nucleic acid binding. The coding region runs from base 1 to 1194 and encodes 397 amino acids. The record is from RefSeq and is a predicted model, not a curated record. The transcript has a single exon.